Bolinopsis microptera is the source of this 1390-nucleotide messenger RNA. RefSeq lists its product as uncharacterized. Bases 3 to 1379 code for a protein of 458 amino acids. The record is from RefSeq and is a predicted model, not a curated record. Lineage: Eukaryota; Metazoa; Ctenophora; Tentaculata; Lobata; Bolinopsidae. Gene Ontology annotation, biological process: intracellular protein transport. The transcript has 9 exons. Gene Ontology annotation, molecular function: small GTPase binding.
ACAUGAACCAGCGAGAAAUGCGAGGACUUAAAAGCUACCAGAUGAACAGUAUCAACUUGGGCGCCGGCUCCCUCUCUUCGUGCACCGCCUCGCCUGUUAGCAGCAGUUUAUCGAGGAACAGCACGGCACUACCCUCACCGCCUCCCUCCCCCAAGCUCCUGUCACCGCACCAGCUCACUUUGGAGGAGAAGCAUCACAUCUUAGGCGUCUUACUUAAACUUGAGAACCUUCAAAACAUGGAAAACCAGCGCGACAGGCUGGUAAGAGAAGAGUUUACCAAAAGUCUAGACGACUUAGCAGCAACGGUUACAAACCAGGUUACAAACUGCCGCCCCUCUGUUCCCGUAUCCACACCUAACAAAUACUGCUGCCAUAUCUGCACUGCGGUAAUUGGGAGACAGAAGGUAAAGAAAGGAAGAAGCGCGCUUGUUUGCUGGGAUUGUGGUCAACUUACCUGCGACUCCUGUGGAUUUACCAAACACCAAACUGGACCUUUUGACAACAGAAUUACAAACAAGACGAUACGCCUGUGUAAGCCGUGCAUGUACCGACGCGAAAUGACCCUCAAAAGCGGAGAGUGGUUCUACGGAGCCGAGGGAGCAAGAGAGGUCCGCAACAUCCACAAAUCUGUUAUAGAAUCCUUAGGAAUACCUGAAAGAAGCAGCCUCAAAACUGAUCCUGAAGACAUCACAAACUGGAAACGGAAAGCUCAAAAGAAGAUUGGUCAAUCAAGCUUGAUUACUUUGAAAGCUAUGAAGCGAAGAUGGCAGCGACUUGCUAAUUUUAACAAACACGGAUCAGCCUACAAUGAUUCUAAGGGCAGUGAAAAUAGUUCAGAUGAGGAGAUGGAGAGAAGUCGGUUCGCUGAGGAGAUUCAGGAGCAAUAUCGUGCUUUCAAGGACAGUCAGGCCGCCUUCAAACUUGCUAAAAAGGGUUACUGCGAAGAAUCCUCCACCUCGAGCACUUGUUCCAAACAGUGGUCUAGAGAAUCCUCCCCCGAACGUGGUUACAGCCUCAAACAUUCAGCUCUCCAAUGCAGAUCGAUGACGUCAGUAAAACUGGAGACUGAAAAUGUGCAACGUAAAAUGCACCACUCCUCCGAAAGCCUGCCAGUAGAUCUACAAAAGAUGAACUUGAAGUCCACGUCAUUGCCUUUCCGAGGUAGAGGACGGAAAAACCAUGUAUCAAUGGAAUUAGCGAAGAGAAUGUCACAGAAGGGUUCGGUUCUUCAAAAGUGGAGAACAUCUGCGGGAAGCUGCUCCAACAUUUUGUUUAACAACGUGAACAAUGAUUACUCGAAAAACACUCCGCUCAGCUCCAAAAGCUUAAACACUCCGCUCAGCUGUAAAAGCUUAAGCAAAUACAAUUACAAACAAUAGGUUUACCAUUA